Molecule: messenger RNA, 579 nt
Organism: Juglans regia (Persian walnut)
Lineage: Eukaryota; Viridiplantae; Streptophyta; Magnoliopsida; Fagales; Juglandaceae
Product: succinate--CoA ligase [ADP-forming] subunit beta, mitochondrial-like
Exons: 3
Coding region: 211-579 (122 amino acids)
Biological process (GO): succinyl-CoA metabolic process; tricarboxylic acid cycle
Cellular component (GO): succinate-CoA ligase complex; mitochondrion
Molecular function (GO): ATP binding; succinate-CoA ligase (ADP-forming) activity
Source: RefSeq, a predicted model, not a curated record
GAAAGAUGAUUGAAAAAUCAGAAAAGAAAAGAAAUAGCAUAUAGGUUCCGUCCGUUUUCCUCCUACUUUAACCGGAUCCGCCUCCGUCUCCGUCUCCGUCUCCGGCAAUCUCUCUCUCUCUCUUCUCUGUGUGCGCGGUCGGGUCUGGGAGCUCUCUGUCCAGGGUUUCGCACUGACCUCUCUGGCCGAUCUUCAAGGAUUACUGGAAGAAUGGUGCGAGCAUUGCUCAACAAGCUCGUCUUGCGCUCUCUCUCUGUCGCCGGAAAAUGGCAGCAACAACAACUUCGCCGUCUCAACAUACACGAGUAUCAGGGGGCUGAAUUGAUGAGCAAAUAUGGGAUCAAUGUUCCAAAAGGCAUCGCAGUUUCUUCUGGUGAUGAAGUAAAAAAGGCAAUUCAGGAUGUAUUUCCCAAUCAGAGUGAGUUGGUGGUCAAAAGCCAAAUUUUGGCUGGUGGGAGAGGCUUGGGAACAUUCAAAAGUGGUCUCAAGGGUGGAGUUCAUAUUGUUAAGGCUGAUCAGGUUGAAGAGAUAGCUGGUACUGAGAUUAUUUCUAUCUUUCCUAAUGAAGAUUGUGAUUAA